Struthio camelus australis is the source of this 5026-nucleotide messenger RNA. The record is from RefSeq and is a predicted model, not a curated record. NCBI's taxonomy places the organism in Eukaryota, Metazoa, Chordata, Aves, Struthioniformes, Struthionidae.
GCUCUUAUUGCCGGACCAAGUUUUGUGCUCGAUGCGGAGGUCGUGUCUCUCUACGAUCAAACAAUGAGGAUAAAGUGGUUAUGUGGGUAUGCAAUUUAUGUCGAAAGCAACAAGAAAUCCUAACAAAAUCUGGAGCAUGGUUUUUUGGAAGUGGACCACAGCCGUCACCCAGCCAGGACGGAGCACUGAGUGAUACUGCCACUGGGGGAGGUUCUGACGCACCUAGAGAAAAGAAAGCGAGACUUCAAGAAAGAUCAAGAUCACAGACUCCCUUAAGUACGGCAACUGCCUCAUCAAAGGAGAUCUCUUCUUCCAGUGUGCAGUCUGACAGGAGGAAAGGAGCAGAAGUACCACAGCCAGCUAUGGGCCUAGACCAAAAGCAAGCUUCAUCGAGGUCUAGAAGUGAACCCCCAAGAGAGAGGAAGAAGACAUUAUUGGUUGCAGACCAGAAUGGCAAAGGUUUAAAGAGUGAACGUAAGCGUGUGCCAAAAUCCUCACUUCAAAAAGAAGGACCAGCCGAUGACAGGGAACGUAAAGAAAGGCAUGAAAGUAGAAGACUGGAGAAGGGGAAGUCGCAAGAAUUGCCAGAAAAACCUGAGGAAGGCGAAGUGCCUGAUGAUGAAAAACAAAGGAAGGAAGAUGAAUAUCAUACUCGAUACAGGAGUGACCCCAAUCUGGCGAGAUACCCUGUAAAACCACAUCCUGAGGAACAGCAGAUGCGCAUGCACGCUAAAGUUUCUAAAGCACGGCAUGAAAGAAGACAUAGUGAUGUGUCUUUGCCACAUACAGAAAUGGAGGAAGCGGAGGUACCUGAGAAUAAAUUAGGAAAACGCUCACAAUUGCAGGGAACUCAGGACAGAAAAUCUCUUGUGGAAACUCAGAGGUCGUACUCUAUAGACAGAACAGGUGAUGUAAGAAUUUCUGUUUCUAAACAAUUAACUAAUCAUAGUCCACCAACUCCCAGACAUAGUCCAGUUCCUAUAGAACACCUAGAAUACAAGAACCACGAUUCCUUUAAAAAACAGAGUCGCCUUGAUCCUAGCUCUGCUAUUCUCAUGCGAAAAGCAAAGCGGGAGAAAAUGGAGACCAUGCUAAGGAAUGAUUCCCUUAGUUCUGACCAGUCGGAAUCAGUGCGGCCAUCCCCUCCAAAGCCUCAUAGAGCAAAAAGAGGCGGAAAGAAAAGGCAGAUGUCAGUUAGUAGCUCAGAGGAAGAAGGGGCAUCAACACCAGAAUAUACUAGCUGUGAAGAUGUGGAGAUAGAAAGUGAAAGUGUCAGUGAAAAAGGUGACUUGGACUAUUACUGGCUGGAUCCUGCCACGUGGCACAGUAGGGAGACAUCCCCAAUUAGCUCGCAUCCAGUAACGUGGCAGCCUUCUAAAGAGGGAGAUCGCUUAAUUGGACGUGUCAUUCUUAACAAGAGAACAACCAUGCCAAAAGAGUCAGGUGCAUUACUGGGGCUAAAAGUUGUUGGAGGAAAAAUGACAGAAUUAGGACGACUCGGUGCCUUCAUUACCAAAGUGAAGAAAGGUAGCUUGGCCGAUGUGGUGGGGCAUCUCAGGGCAGGGGAUGAAGUUCUAGAAUGGAAUGGUAAACCCCUCCCUGGAGCUACAAAUGAAGAAGUUUACAACAUUAUUUUAGAAUCAAAAUCAGAACCUCAAGUUGAAAUUAUUGUUUCAAGGCCUAUUGGUGAUAUUCCACGGAUUCCUGAGACUUCUCACCCCCCACUAGAGUCUAGUUCAAGUUCUUUUGAAUCUCAGAAGAUGGAAAGGCCUUCUAUUUCUGUUAUAUCUCCAACCAGCCCUGGAACUCUAAGGGAUGCACCACAAGUCUUACCAGGGCAGCUUUCUGUGAAACUGUGGUAUGACAAAGUGGGACAUCAGUUAAUAGUAAAUGUUCUGCAAGCAACAGAUUUGCCACCGAGAGUAGAUGGACGCCCCCGGAAUCCCUAUGUAAAAAUGUAUUUUCUUCCAGAUAGAAGUGAUAAGAGUAAAAGGAGGACCAAAACAGUAAAGAAAAGUCUAGAACCAAAAUGGAACCAAACUUUUCUCUACUCACAUGUACAUCGUAGAGACUUUAGAGAACGAAUGCUUGAAAUAACUGUAUGGGAUCAGCCAAGAGUGCAAGAAGAAGAAAGUGAAUUUCUUGGAGAGAUUCUUAUAGAGCUGGAGACAGCACUUUUAGAUGAUGAACCACAUUGGUAUAAGCUACAGACACAUGAUGAGUCUUCACUACCUCUGCCUCAGCCAUCACCUUUCAUGCCAAGAAGACAUGUCCAUGGCGGAGAAAGUUCUAGCAAAAAAUUACAAAGAUCUCGACCAAUCAGUGAUAGUGACAUCUCAGAUUAUGAUGUUGAUGAUGGUAUUGGAGUUGUUCCUCCAGUAGGUUAUAGAUCUAGUUCUAGAGAAAGUAAAUCUACAACACUAACUGUGCCAGAACAGCAAAGAACAACCCAUCAUCGUUCACGAUCUGUAUCUCCUCACCGUGGCGACGAUCAGGGCAGGACCCGUUCACGUUUACCAAAUGUGCCAUUACAGAGGAGUUUAGAUGAAAUUCAUCAAAUGAGAAGAUCACGCUCUCCAACUAGACACCAUGAUGCCUCCAGAAGUCCAGCUGAUUACAGAUCCCGAGACAUGGAUAGUCAGUAUUUGUCAGAUCAAGAAAGUGAGCUUCUUAUGCUGCCCAGAGCAAAACGAGGAAGAAGUGCAGAGUGCCUACAUACCAUCAGAAAUUCUGUUAGGCACUAUAAAACAUUACCACCCAAGAUGCCUUUACUAGAAAAUGGUACUCAUUGGAACAUAUACAGCUCAACUCUGCCUGCAUGUGCUAAGACCAAAUCAGUGAUAGGACAGGAUAUUUCACUUCUUCGUGAUUGCCUUAAUUCACGAAAACCGAAAUUUGGAGAUGACCUACUGGUUAGUGAACUACAGCCCUCCCUUGACAGGGCUAGGAGUGCUAGUACCAACUGCUUGAGACCAGAUACUAGUUUGCAUUCACCAGAACGAGAAAGGGGUAGAUGGUCCCCCUCCCUAGAGAGGAGACGACCUACUAGUCCCAGGAUUCAUAUCCAGCAUGCAUCUCCGGAGGAUGACAGAACAAGGACGCUGGAGUCUUGCAUUCCAAAACAGGACAGUGUAGACCACCUAAGUGCUAAACCUGGAGCAGCACAGAGGCAGUCGAGAAAAGUGGAAAGAUAUAGCAGCCAAAAACAAACUAGGAAAGGCUCCGCAACUGAAACAGAAAGGGGUCUGCUACCAUGUCUUUCUAGAAGGGGACUUCCAACCCCACGAACAGCUGAACAGCCAGUCAUUAGGGGGAAACAUCACACUCGCUCGAGGUCGAGUGAGCACUCUAGUAUCAGACCAUUAUGCUCUGUACAUCACCUAGCGCCCGGAGGGUCGGCGCCACCUUCUCCACUUCUGACAAGAAUACAUCAACAAGGAAGUCCCUCACAGUCUCCUCCUGCAGACACAUCCUUCAGCAGUCGCAGGGGAAGACAGCUCCCGCAAGUUCCAGUAAGAAGUGGCAGUAUAGAGCAAGAACAAGAAAAUUUUAACUCUUCCACAAAAGCAAGCUUAGUAGUGGAGGAGCGCACGAGACAGAUGAAAAUGAAAGUGCACCGUUAUAAUCAGACAUCAGGGUCUGGUUCUAGUCAAGAACAUGAGCGUGAGCAAUAUACCAAGUAUAAUAUACAAACAGAUCAGUACCGAAGUUGUGAUAACGUCUCUGCCAAAUCAUCAGAUAGUGAUGUCAGUGAUGUGUCAGCCAUUUCCCGAACCAGCAGUGCCUCACGCCUCAGCAGCACAAGUUUUAUGUCAGAGCAAUCUGAACGCCCGAGGGGCAGGAUCAGUACAUUUACUCCUAAAAUGCAAGGCAGACGGAUGGGGACAUCAGGGAGAAUCACUAAGAGCACAAGCGUGAGCGGCGAGAUGUACAAGCUGGAGCACAACGAUGGGAGUCAGUCGGACACGGCUGUCGGUACAGUUGGAACAGGUGGGAAGAAAAGACGUUCCAGCCUUAGUGCCAAAGUGGUUGCCAUAGUGUCUCGCAGGAGCAGAAGCACGUCUCAGCUUAGCCAAACAGAGGCUGGCAACAAGAAGCUAAAGAGCACGAUACAGAGAAGCACAGAGACGGGAAUGGCAGCAGAAAUGAGAAGUCGUAUGGUUCGACAGCCAAGCCGGGAAUCCACUGAUGGCAGCAUAAAUAGUUAUAGCUCUGAGGGCAAUUUAAUAUUCCCUGGAGUACGACUGGGCGCUGACAGUCAAUUUAGUGAUUUCCUCGAUGGACUUGGACCCGCACAGUUAGUAGGCCGACAAACACUAGCAACCCCUGCCAUGGGGGAUAUUCAGAUUGGAAUGGUGGAUAAAAAGGGCCAAUUAGAAGUGGAAGUCAUUAGAGCCCGGGGCCUCACACAAAAACCUGGCUCCAAGUCAACCCCAGCGCCCUAUGUCAAAGUGUAUUUAUUGGAAAAUGGAGCAUGCAUAGCUAAGAAGAAGACGAGAAUUGCACGGAAGACCCUUGAUCCUUUGUACCAACAGACACUGGUUUUUGAUGAAAGUCCACAGGGUAAAGUCCUUCAGGUAAUAGUUUGGGGAGAUUAUGGCCGAAUGGAUCACAAAUGCUUCAUGGGAGUUGCCCAGAUCCUUCUGGAGGAACUUGAUCUGUCCAGCGUGGUAAUAGGCUGGUAUAAAUUAUUUCCGCCUUCCUCACUAGUGGAUCCAACCUUGACUCCCCUGACACGCAGGGCUUCCCAGUCAUCUCUGGAGAGUUCAACUGGGCCUCCCUGCAUUAGAUCAUAGUAGCAGGUGCUGUCUAAUAAAAACAUCACCCAGGAUAACAAUUGGAACCAGAUAUUCACAUGAUCAAAAACACUGUUGGAGAGAGACAAUCACUUCUGUGUUUGCUUGUAGUAGUUAUCCAAAAAUAUGUCGGAGUUGUUUGUUGAAAGAUGGCUUAAAUUGACAGAACAAAGGUGUAUCACAUACAUGCAGUCAGUCUGUUAGCAACUGUCACUGAUGCUUAUCAUGAU